AUGGAGAACUUCCACACUACUUUCAAUACCAACACCACUUCAGCAAACGAAGCAUUGAAGAGUCUGGGUUCUCUCUUCAAGACUGAGAAAACGAAACUCCAAGAGAUUCGUAUUGGUCUUAAGACUGACAAUGAAUCCUUCCAAGCUGCUAUCUCAUCUCAACUCUCUCAACUUAAAGACGAACUGGUGAAGGAGAGUACUCUGAAAGACUCUCUCGCUCUCAAGUCAGAAGAAGCCAAGGUCUUAAGUACCAAAAGCAGGUCCAUGAUCUGUUAUCUGAGAGGGCAGUCACGCGCAGUUGUAUAA
Molecule: messenger RNA, 306 nt
Organism: Lactuca virosa
Lineage: Eukaryota; Viridiplantae; Streptophyta; Magnoliopsida; Asterales; Asteraceae
Source: the annotation of a GenBank genome assembly